ACAUCUGGGCCCUGUUGUUCUAUCUACUACACCCCUCUCUCCAAUCUCUCUCUUUUCCCCUGUCUCUAUCUCUGUCUCUCUGCAACCAUGCAAGCCUCCUACCAUUUCUGCACCACACAAACAACCACUAAACUUAGAAACCAAACCAAACCUCACACACCCAUAAGAAAAUUCCAUCUAAACGCACCAUCAUAUACAUGCAAAAUUCUCAUCAACCCAUCAAAAAAUACAGUUCCCCGGAAACUGACAACUCCGGCACAGUCGGAGACGAACUCAAACCCUUUGCUCAAACCACGAAUUUCUGGGGCUCCACUGGAACCCCACCACUCUCUUGUGCUCAACCCAAUUCAAAAACUAGCAGUCUCAGCUCUAGACUUUGUUGAGAGGUCACUGAUCUUGGAGCUAGAAAAGAAGCAGAAACUGAACCGGACGGUUGACCCGGCGGUUCAGCUAGAGGGGAACUUCGCUCCGGUUUGUGAGUGCCCGGUUCUGCACGGCCUCGAGGUGGUGGGUCAGAUUCCGGCAGGCCUACGUGGGGUCUACUUAAGAAAUGGGGCCAACCCGUUGUUCUCACCAAUCAACGGCCACCACUUGUUUGACGGUGACGGCAUGAUACACGCCGUUACUUUUGGGUCGCCUAACCGACCCAGCUACUCUUGUCGGUUCACUCGCACGAGUCGGCUUGUCCAAGAAUCCGCGCUUGGAAGGCCUCUAUUUCCGAAGCCGAUCGGCGAGCUUCAUGGCCAUCUCGGCCUAGCUCGGCUCUCGCUGUUCUUCGCUCGAGCCUCAAUCGGCCUAGUCGAUAGCUCACGAGGCACUGGUGUGGCCAACGCUGGGUUGAUCUGUUUCAACGGCCGAGUUCUUGCCAUGUCAGAGGAUGAUCUUCCGUACAACGUCCGUAUCACGGCUGAUGGUGAUCUCGAAACGAUCGGACGGUUCGAUUUUAACGGCCAGCUUGAAAAUUCAAUGAUAGCGCAUCCCAAGGUGGACCCUGUUACAGGUGAUCUCUACAGUCUGAGCUACAACGUACUAAAAAAGCCUUAUCUAAAGUACUUGAAGUUUGACGCGUGCGGGAGAAAGUCACGUGACGUGCCUAUUUCCGUCCAACAACCAACCAUGAUUCAUGACUUUGCAAUAACGGAGUCUCACGUGAUCAUCCCGGAUCAUCAGGUGGUGUUCAAGCUAUCCGAAAUGGUCCGUGGCGGGUCACCCGUAAUUCAUGACCCGAACAAGACUUCCCGGUUUGGAGUUUUGCCCAAAGAGGACGACAACGAGUCGGGAAUUCGAUGGGUUGAGGUACCCGACUGCUUUUGCUUCCAUCUGUGGAAUGCAUGGGAGGAGUAUAACAAACAUGGCGAUCCGAUAAUUGUGGUUAUCGGGUCAUGCAUGACUCCACCCGAUUCUAUUUUCAAAGAAGGAGACAGCCCGAUCAGGAGCGAGUUAUCCGAGAUCCGACUCAACUUAAAUACAGGUGGGUCGACACGAAGGGUCAUCGUGGCCGGUCUGAAUUUGGAAGCCGGGCAAGUGGACAAGCGGCGACUUGGCCGGAAAAGCCGGUACGUAUACUUGGCGGUGGCGGAGCCGUGGCCGAAGUGUUCGGGAAUUGCCAAAGUGGAUUUGGCGACCGGAGAGGUGACACAUUUUCUAUAUGGUGCGGGAAGGUUUGGCGGCGAGCCGUGUUUGGUGGCGGACGAGACAAGUGAAGACGAAGAUAAAGGGUGGAUGAUGAGUUUUGUGAGAGAUGAGAAGAGAGAUAGGUCUGAGUUGGUAAUAGCGGAUGCUUCAAACAUGAAGCAAGUGGCCUCGGUGAAGUUGCCCACUAGAGUGCCCUAUGGUUUCCAUGGUACAUUUGUUAGUUCACAAUGCUUGAAAGAACAGGCUUUGUAUUGA
Molecule: messenger RNA, 1890 nt
Organism: Cornus florida
Lineage: Eukaryota; Viridiplantae; Streptophyta; Magnoliopsida; Cornales; Cornaceae
Product: 9-cis-epoxycarotenoid dioxygenase NCED6, chloroplastic
Exons: 1
Coding region: 88-1890 (600 amino acids)
Biological process (GO): carotene catabolic process
Cellular component (GO): chloroplast stroma
Molecular function (GO): carotenoid dioxygenase activity
Source: RefSeq, a predicted model, not a curated record